GUUCCGGGGCGGGCGGCGGUUCCGUCUGUGCGGGCCGCGCCGCGGCUGCUGGUCCCGGGCGCGCGGAGGGCGCGAGCGGCGCGCGGGGGCCGAGUGGGCGCGAGGCAGCGGCGCGGGGACUCCGGGCCGCGGCGGCGGCCCAUGGGGCGGGAGGCGUGAGGCCGCUGCCUGUCCGGGGCUCGGGGGGUGGGGGGAGCGGGGCGGGGAGAUGGAUAAACUGACCAUCAUCUCAGGAUGUCUCUUUCUGGCUGCCGAUAUCUUCGCCAUCGCCAGCAUCGCCAACCCGGACUGGAUCAACACCGGGGAGUCUGCGGGAGCACUCACUGUGGGCCUCGUGCGACAGUGUCAAACAAUCCAUGGACGAGACCGGACGUGCAUCCCUCCCCGGCUUCCCCCGGAGUGGGUCACCACACUGUUUUUUAUCAUCAUGGGAAUCAUUUCAUUGACUGUCACAUGUGGUUUGCUGGUGGCUUCCCACUGGCGAAGAGAAGCUACAAAAUAUGCUCGAUGGAUAGCAUUCACUGGAAUGAUCCUUUUCUGUAUGGCUGCCCUAAUAUUUCCAAUAGGAUUUUACAUCAAUGAAGUCGGAGGUCAACCUUAUAAAUUACCCAACAACACAGUAGUUGGGUCAUCAUAUGUACUUUUUGUCUUAUCAAUUUUCUUUACAAUAGUAGGACUUCUAUUUGCUGGCAAAGUUUGUUUACCAGGCUGAUGAAUGUCUAAAUUGCUUGACUCUUAUUAUUUUUUAUUUUAUUAUUUUUGGAGGGUGGAGAGGACAAAGGCGAGGCAUCUGAGCAGCUCUCUCAUGGGAACAUGCUCAGAUGAAACUGAUGCUGAGAAGGAAAAAAAACAAAAACUUUGAUUUGUUCUCACUAUGCACUUUGGAUUUAAAAAAAAAAAAAAAAAGGAGAGCCUUUUCCAUAAC
This is a messenger RNA of Piliocolobus tephrosceles (Ugandan red Colobus), 925 nucleotides long. RefSeq names its product modulator of smoothened (gene MOSMO). NCBI's taxonomy places the organism in Eukaryota, Metazoa, Chordata, Mammalia, Primates, Cercopithecidae. Gene Ontology annotation, biological process: negative regulation of smoothened signaling pathway. Bases 209 to 712 code for a protein of 167 amino acids. The record is from RefSeq and is a predicted model, not a curated record. Gene Ontology annotation, cellular component: Golgi apparatus; ciliary membrane. The transcript has 3 exons.